CUUCGACCAGAGACUCCUCGGAGCGGUGAUCGAGGAGGUCCGCGGAAAUGUCGGCGAUUGAGGUUCUUCGACAACUGUACGAAGAUGGACUUUACGACGAUCUCGAAAUCCUGGCCUCUUUGCUGCUCACGGUGGACAGGAAUUGCGACGACGUGUUGAUGCCUUCGCACCGAUACCAAGCUCUUGUGUGGUAUGGCGACGUGCUCCGAGAAUCGCGUCAGUUCAAGAAAGCCGAGCUCAUGUACGAGCAGGCGCUACAAUUGAAGCGAUCCGUCGUGCGGAAGCGUCAGCACGAAGAUAUAACACCACACGCAGAAGUACAGUAUAGAAUAUACCAAUGUCUUUUGGGCAGGAAAGAGAUACGCUUGGCCACGAGUACGCUCGAGAACAUACCGCUCAAGCAACGAACUCCCAAAAUGAAUAUGGCGCUCGGAAGACUCUACCAGAGUCAAGGCAACGACCGGGGUGCCAUCGCUUGCUACAAGGACGUUCUCAAAGUGAAUCCCUACGCGAUCGCAGCGAUAACGUCGUUACUCGAGUUAAACAUGAAAGCCGCGGACGUGUCGUCGAUGGUCACGUCGAAAGGUCUUCACGUCACCAUGGAGUGGCUGCCGGCAUUCGUUGCCGCUUGCGGAGACCUGCACUCGAAGAAUACCUCGAAGGCACUCGAAGCUUUCCAGUCUCUCGACACGUCUUUGCAGUUGAAAGAGAGCUUCGACGUGAGUCUCAUGUUGGCCAAGUUGCACUACUUCCAGGGUGAGAGCAACAAGGCCCUCGGCGCUUUCGAGCGAGCCGUGAAAGCAGACAAGUAUCAAGUCAGGGGAAUGGAUUUGUACGCGAGCCUCCUGAUGCGCGAGAAGAGAUCCAAGGAACUGGAACAAUUGAGCAAUCAUCUCUUGUCGCUGAGCGACAGUAUGCCGGAAACAUGGGUCGCUCUGGGCUAUCUGUGCUACAACCGGGGGAAAUUCCCGCGGGCAAGACACAUGUGCGAUAAAGCUCUGGACAUGAACCCGAAACACGUGAAUGCCGUAAUUCUCAAAGCUGAGAUCCUCUUCGCCAUCGGAGGCUUCCAGAGCGCAGCCUCGACGUACAGCGAAGCUCAAAUCAUCGCCCCUCAUCGCUUCGAACCGUACCGAGGCCAGGUGACGUGCUAUCUGUCCCAGAAUCGUUUCUCCGACGCUCAGACAGCUGCCACGAACGCUAUUCGGCAACUGGGACAGAGUCCGCGGACGCUCACGUUAAAAGCCGAAGCGCUCGCGAAAAACAACCAGAUCGAAAAGGCUAGAUCCUACCUCGAAAGAGUCCUAGCGCAUGAUCCGGGAUAUCUGCCGGCGAUAUACGAUCUCGCUGAAAUACUCGAUCAGACUCGGAACUACCAAGGUGGAGUGCAGCUCCUCAGCGAGAAGCUGCAGCUGGUUGGCAGCACGCUCAGACUGCAUCAGAUGUACGCGGAAUUUCUCCACAAGACCAAUGAGCCCGAACAAGCACUCUUCCAUUACGGCAUCGCUUUGAACCUCGAUCCGGGCAAUGCUCAAGUCAAGAAAGGCAUACAACUUGUCGAACAGUCCGUCGGGGGAGAGCAGAGCUAUGAUAUGGAAAUGGAUGACGAUCGAGAAUCCGAGGCUAACAACGAUGACAGCGAUGGUGACGGGGUCUGGAGCGACGAAUUUUGAUCGUGAGCUAGGCCCUCGACCACUUGAUUGUGUGAGAGAAAGAUGAAGCUGCCUUUGGAGAAUCGAAAGAAUACAUACGAAUUGUACAGUAAAAUAUUUGGAUCGCCCUAUAUAUAAAUGAUGAAAGUGUUAGCGAGACGAAAUAUCA
Galendromus occidentalis (western predatory mite) is the source of this 1821-nucleotide messenger RNA. It is a transcript of the gene APC7, whose product is annotated as anaphase-promoting complex subunit 7. NCBI's taxonomy places the organism in Eukaryota, Metazoa, Arthropoda, Arachnida, Mesostigmata, Phytoseiidae. The coding region runs from base 48 to 1673 and encodes 541 amino acids. Gene Ontology annotation, cellular component: anaphase-promoting complex. The transcript has a single exon. Gene Ontology annotation, biological process: cell division; positive regulation of mitotic metaphase/anaphase transition; protein ubiquitination. The record is from RefSeq and is a predicted model, not a curated record. Gene Ontology annotation, molecular function: protein binding.